This is a messenger RNA of Halichondria panicea, 873 nucleotides long. RefSeq lists its product as uncharacterized. Gene Ontology annotation, biological process: vesicle-mediated transport. The record is from RefSeq and is a predicted model, not a curated record. NCBI's taxonomy places the organism in Eukaryota, Metazoa, Porifera, Demospongiae, Suberitida, Halichondriidae. Bases 74 to 769 code for a protein of 231 amino acids. Gene Ontology annotation, molecular function: GTPase activity; GTP binding. The transcript has 7 exons.
UGCUUUAGAUAUUAGGUGGGUGUGUCCUUACCUAGCUAGCUAGCUAGUAUGUGUAUGUCUUCUCGCUACUAAGAUGUCUCUGUUAAGUCCUCAGUCUGCAGACAACUCUCUAGAGGCCAAGGUGGUGGUCCUCGGCUCUCAAGGUGUAGGCAAGACAUGUCUUGUGUUGAGACAUGUGAGCAACACAUUCUCUCAGAGCGUGAGUCCCACCAUUGGAGCAAGCUUCUUCAACUUCUCCAUGACAGUGAACGGCUAUCGUAUCAAGCUACAGCUCUGGGACACUGCUGGGCAAGAGAGGUUUCGCUCCAUGGCUCCGAUGUACUAUCGCCGUGCCAACGCGGCUCUCAUAGUGUAUGACAUCACUCAAAAGAGAACAUUUGAUGAAGCCAAGGAAUGGGUCAGAGAGCUGGAAAGCAAGGUGGACUCAAAUCUUGCACUGUGUGUAGUGGGGAACAAGUGUGACCUGGCUGGUGAGAGAGAGGUGUCUAGAGAACAAGGACUGGACUUUGCUCAUCAGAUAGGAGCCAUGUUCACUGAGACCUCUGCUGCACAUAACAGUGGUGUGAAGGAGGCUUUCCUGAAAGUGGCGCAAGGUGUGAUAACGCUGCAUCAGCAUAACCAACUACAUAGAGAUGCUGUUGACAGCUUCACUCAAGGAACGGUCAGCAGAACAUUCAAUGCAGUGCCUCAAGAACCAACAGACAAUGUUCAUGUCCAUAGCAACCCCACACCCACUAAUGGCGGACUCUUGUCUAGAUGUUGUUCAUAGUCACCAUUUUAUUACCAUUAUUAUUAUGUGUGUUUGUGUGUCAGAUAUAAUAAUAAUUUAUUGUCAGAAUUGAGAUUGAGAAAUAAAAUAUACAAUUAUUAAGA